This is a messenger RNA of Erigeron canadensis, 1121 nucleotides long. RefSeq names its product epoxide hydrolase A-like. The record is from RefSeq and is a predicted model, not a curated record. Gene Ontology annotation, molecular function: hydrolase activity. Bases 45 to 1013 code for a protein of 322 amino acids. The transcript is spliced from 3 exons. Lineage: Eukaryota; Viridiplantae; Streptophyta; Magnoliopsida; Asterales; Asteraceae.
AUAUAUACACAUCUCAUGGUGAGCUAAUUUGACAAAACAAGAUAAUGGAAGGGAUAGAUCACAAGUCAAUAAAAGCAAAUGGGCUCAACAUCCACAUAGCAGAAAAGGGUGAAGGUCCAUUAGUCUUGUUGAUACAUGGCUUCCCUGAAGUGUGGUACUCUUGGCGCCACCAGAUUCUUUCUUUAGCUGAUCAUGGUUAUCGAGCCGUGGCACCGGACCUUCGUGGCUACGGUGACACAACAGGGGCGCCGCUCAACGACCCAACUAAGUUCACAAUCCAUCAUUUGGUGGGUGACAUGAUUGGGCUUCUUGAUGCCAUCACAAAGGAAGGGGAAAAGGUGUUUGUUGUGGGUCAUGAUUGGGGUGCCAUCAUUGCUUGGCAUUUGUGCAUGUUUAGGCCUGAUCGAGUCAAAGCUUUGGUCAAUAUGAGCGUCCCGUUCAUCCCAUGGAACCCAAAUGCAGACUUGAUCCAGAUGUUGAAUACUGCUUAUGGAGAUGAUCAUUACAUGACCAGAUUUCAGGAACCAGGAGACAUAGAAGCUGAACUGGCUAAAAUGAGUCCUAAAACAGUAAUGAAAAAGUUCUUGGCAUACCGUGAUCCAGAUCAAAUUUACUUUCCUAAAGGUCAAGGAUUUCGAUAUUCACCCGGUGAUACCCCAGUGGACUUGCCACAUUGGUUGUCUGAACAAGACCUUGAAUACUUUGCUAGCCAACUCGAAAAAACAGGCAUUACUGGUGGAGUCAACUAUUAUCGUGCUUAUCAUUUGACUUGGGAGCUUACCGCGGCAUGGAACGGUGCUAAAGUGAUGGUGCCAACAAAAUUCAUCAUCGGGGACCUCGAUUUGACCUAUCAUAUGCCUGGCAUGAAGGAUUAUAUGUUAGGUGAAGGGUUUAAAAAAGAUGUUCCCUUGUUGGAACAAGUUGUUGUGAUGAAAGAUGUAGCUCACUUCAUUAACCAAGAGAAGCCUAAUGAUGUCAAUAAACAUAUUAUCGACUUUCUACAGAAAUUCUAGUUUUUGAGAUUGUACCAUUUUUUUGCUCAAACUAGUAUGGACCAAAAUGAAGCUGUAUGUCUUAUGAUAUUCAUGCUAUUAAUUAACUUUGGUUACUUAUUUUAAUUA